CUGACUGUCUGAGUGAGUGAGUGAGAGUGAGAACACACACUCGCAGGUUAGUGCAUUUAUACUCUGGAUAACUCUUUCAAAACAACCUGCAUUAAUAACAAGCUCGACACUGUGAAAGAUAAGACAAAGCUCGGCUGUUACCUUUGUUUGUUGAUGUAACUAAUAAAACUGUAGACCGCUGGAGUUAAAAGUGAGACGUAAAACAAUACGUAAAAAAAAAAAAAAAAAAAAAAAAAAAAAAAACUAGACUGGAAUGGACAAGGAGAAGCGGCGGGCCUGCUGGCUUGUUGGCCGCAGCUGGGGUCUGUUCCGAGAAGGUCUUCCCGGUUUGAUGUGGGGCAUGCAACCACUGGUUCUGGUUGUGCUGGUAUUAAUACUGUCUGGGCUCGCUUCUCCGGCCGAGGGAAAGGAGUGCGACAAGCCGUGCCUGAACGGGCAGUGCAACCCGACAGUCGGCAAUUGCAUUUGUGAGCCCGGCUGGGCUGGGGACCAGUGCCAGCAUUGCGGUGGUAGAUUCAGGUUGACUGGGUCAUCGGGAUUCCUCACAGACGGGCCUGGGAAUUACAAAUACAAAACCAAGUGCACAUGGCUGAUUGAGGGCCAACCUAAUACUAUUCUGAGGCUGCGGUUCAACCACUUUGCUACAGAGUGCAGCUGGGACCACUUGUAUGUGUACGACGGGGACUCUAUCUAUGCUCCUCUGCUGGCCGCAUUCAGCGGACUGAUCAUCCCCGAGAAGUACGGUAAUGAGACAGUGCCUGAGGUGGUCUCCAAGUCUGGCUACGCUCUGCUGCACUUCUUCAGCGACGCUGCCUACAACCUGACCGGCUUCAACAUCUCCUACCGAAUCAACACCUGCCCCAAUAAUUGCUCUGGUCGUGGGGAGUGCAGGAUCGACAGUGGCGACAGAGGUGUGUACUGCGAGUGUGCGGCGCACUGGAAAGGAGAGGCGUGUGAUAUCCCGUACUGCAUGGAGGACUGCGGCCUCCCCCAGCGCGGAGUGUGCCACGCCAACACCACCAAGCGCUGCCUCUGCAAACCGAGCUGGCAAGGUCCUGACUGCUCCAUUCUGAUGCCCACAAACGAGUCAUUCUGGACUAGAGAGGAGUACCCUAUCCGCAGCCUGGCACGGGCCUCGCACAAGUCUGUGGUGAAUGAUGGCAUCAUGUGGGUGAUUGGAGGCUACAUGUUCAACUAUUCCGACUACAAGAUGGUUAAAGCGUACAGUCUGAGCUCUCAGGAGUGGUUGCCUCUGAACCGAUCUGUGAACUCUGUUAUCGGUAGAUACGGGCACUCACUGGCACUGCACGAGGGCAAGAUCUAUAUGUAUGGCGGUAAGAUUGACUCCAGUGGGAACAUCACCAACCAGCUGUGGGUUUUUCACACCGGGAACCAGUCAUGGGUGCAGGUCAGCCCCAAGGCCAAGGAGCAGUACGCCGUGGUGGGGCACUCGGCACAUAAGGUGCAGCUGGCUGAUGACAGUGUGGUCAUGCUGGUCAUCUUCGGACACUGCCCACUGUACGGUUACAUCAGCAAGGUGCAGGAGUACAACUUCGCCACAAACACAUGGAACAUCCUGAAGACUAACGGUGCCCUGGUGCAGGGAGGCUACGGACACAGCAGCGUCUACGACCCCAAAACCAGGGCCAUCUACAUCCACGGGGGCUACAAGGCCUUCAGCGCCAACAAGUACGGGCUGGCAGACGACCUCUACAAGUACCAGGUGGACUCCCGCAUGUGGACCAUCCUGAAGGACAGUGGUUUCUUCCGCUACCUCCACACAGCCAUCAUCGCGAGUGGAACCAUGCUGGUGUUUGGGGGGAACACUCACAACGACACUUCCAUGAGCCACGGGGCCAAGUGCUUCUCAUCCGACUUCAUGGCCUAUGACAUCGCUUGUGACGAGUGGUCUGUGCUGCCCAGACUAGAUUUGCACCAUGAUGUAAACCGGUUUGGACACUCUGCAGUCUACAGCAACAGCACCAUGUACGUGUUUGGAGGUUUUAACAGCCUGCUCCUGAGUGACGUACUGAUGUUCACUCCGGCAAGCUGCGCGGCAUUCUCCAGCAACACUACCUGCUCCGCGGCCGGGCCUGGGAUCCGUUGCCUCUGGAACUCCCAUCUGGACCGGUGUCUGCCCUGGGAGGAAGCAAGUCCCAAGGAGGAGCAGCAGGUCCUCUCCACCUGCCCAGCCAAAGCAUAUGCUGACAAUGAGAAGUGUGAUCAGUACACGGACUGCUACAGCUGCACAGCUAACACCAACGGGUGCCAGUGGUGCAACGAUCAGUGUAUCUCAAUGAGCAGCAACUGCACAGCGGUGCCAGGCCCCAUCGCAGAGUACGAGACCUGCCCGAAGGAUAACCCUGAGUACGUUUGCAACAAGAAGACAAGCUGCAAGAGCUGUGCCAUGGACCGGAACUGCCAGUGGGAGCCUCGCAAUCAGGAGUGCAUCGCUUUACCAGAAAAUAUAUGCAGGGAGAACUGGCGUCUAGUUGGGAACUCCUGUCUGAAGUUCACCACAGCCAAAGAUAAUUACGACAACGCCAAGCUGUCCUGCCGAAACAACAACGCAGUCCUGGCCUCCCUCACCACCCAGAAGAAGGUGGAGUUUGUCCUUAAGGAGCUGCAGAUCAUGCAUGUGCUGUACAAAGCGACAGUGACCCCCUGGGUGGGAUUGCGGAAGAUUAACGUCUCGUACUGGUGCUGGGAGGACAUGUCCCCUUUCACCAACACAUCCCUUCAGUGGCUCCCAGGGGAGCCCAGUGACGCAGGGUUCUGUGGGUACCUGGCUGAGCCCUCCCACACCGGCCUGAAGGCAGCCACCUGCGUCAACUCUGUCAACGGCAGCCUGUGCGAGCGCCCAGCGAACCACAGUGCCAAGCAGUGCCGCACCCCUUGUGCCCUGCGCUCGUCCUGCAGCGAAUGCACCAGCGGUAGCUCUGAGUGUAUGUGGUGCAGCAACAUGAAGCAGUGCGUUGAUUCCAACGCAUACGUGGCUUCCUUCCCAUUCGGACAGUGCAUGGAGUGGUACACCAUGAACAGCUGCCCACCUGAUAACUGUUCUGGCUACCGUACAUGUGGCCAGUGCUUGGACCAGCCUGGGUGUGGAUGGUGUACGGACCCCAGUAACACAGGGAAAGGGCAGUGUAUAGAAGGCUCGUACCGAGGUCCGGUCCAGGCUUCAACACCCGGCUCAUACCAGGAACCAGCACGCAACGUCACCAUAUGUCCAUCUGAGAACAAGUACAACUGGUCUUUCAUUCACUGUCCAGCAUGCCAGUGUAACGGCCACAGCAAGUGUCUCAAUGAAAGCACGUGUGAGAAGUGUGAGGACCUAACAACAGGCAAGCACUGUGAGACCUGCAUCUCUGGGUACUAUGGAGAUCCCACCAACGGGGGCACCUGCCAGGCUUGCAAGUGCAAUGGCCACGCCUCCAUCUGUAACGCCCAGAGUGGGAAAUGUUUCUGCACCACAAAGGGGAUCAAAGGAGACAAGUGUCAUCUGUGUGAGGUGGAGAACCGUUACCAAGGCAACCCUCUCAAGGGCACAUGUUACUAUACCCUCCUCAUUGACUACCAGUUCACUUUCAGCCUGUCCCAGGAUGAUGACCGCUAUUACACAGCCAUUAACUUUGUCGCUACGCCUGAAGAGCAAAACCGGGACCUGGACAUGUUUAUCAAUGCAUCUAAAAACUUCAACCUUAACAUCACCUGGGCAACUAGUUUUGCAGCUGGCACACAGGCAGGAGAGGAGGUCCCCAUCAUCUCCAAGAGCAACAUCAAGGAGUACAAGGACAGCUUCUCCAACGAGAAGUUCGACUUCCGAAACAACCCCAACAUCACCUUCUACGUCUACGUCAGCAACUUCACCUGGCCCAUCAAGAUACAGAUUGCCUUCUCUCAGCACAGUAACUUCAUGGACCUGGUGCAGUUCUUUGUGACGUUUUUCAGCUGUUUCCUGUCCCUGCUGUUGGUGGCGGCAGUCGUGUGGAAGAUCAAACAGAGCUGCUGGGCAUCGCGGAGGAGAGAGCAACUCCUGCGUGAGAUGCAGCAGAUGGCCAGUCGUCCCUUCGCUACCAUCAACGUUGCCUUGGAAACGGACGAGGAGCCCCCUGACCUCAUUGGUGGGAGUAUCAAGACAGUCCCCAAACCCAUAGCCCUGGAGCCAUGCUUCGGGAACAAAGCAGCAGUGCUCUCCAUAUUCGUCAGGUUACCACGGGGGUCAGGAGGGAUUCCCCCACCAGGGCAGUCAGGACUUGCCGUAGCCAGCACACUAGUGGACGUGUCCCAGCAGAUGCUUCUCGCGUACAAGGAGAAAUCUGGAGCCGUGAGGAAUCGGAAACACCAGCCUCAAGCACAGCCAGGGACGUGCAUCUGACCUUUGCUUUGACCGUGACCCUCAAUAUGAACGUUGAUCAAGGAGGAUGGGCAGGGGGAGGGGAUGGGGAAACUGUACGGAGGCUGGGUUAUGGGAGGCCUGUGUAGAGUUCUCAGGGCUCCUGUCAUUGAGGUUCAGAAUACUAAAUAUUGAAGCUAUCAGUGCAUUUAACUGGCAAAACAAAAUGAAGCAGGGAUAACUUUUACACAGGAACACUCUAAGCCUACCACAGUAGUUCAGACAACCUGCUUGUUGCACUGAUGGCUUCAAUUUGAACACUAUUGGAAAACUGUGAUAUGAACCUAGCUGAUACAGACUUGAACUGAACAAGGAAAGGUAUUCAAAACUCAAACCCCUUCUGGAGUCGUGUAAGGUGCUUGCCUCUCAUCUCGGCCUCCUUCAGUUGUUGUUUAUUGCUUGACCAACAGGAUUUAUUUUUCUUUCUUCUUUUUUUUCCUUAUAAAUAUUGUUAGUGUAUUGUAUUUAAGACUCUAGUUUGUUCUGGUGCGACAAAAAAAUACAACAUGUCACAAACACAGCACCCCCUCCUUUUGGAGCUCAUAGCAGUUCUGUUUGUCAACAUUAGUUGAACAGUCAGGUAUUGAUUUAGAUGUUGAAGCAACAGGGUCUUCUGGGCAGUCAUGUCUUCAUACAGUAUCAGUUUGUUCCAACAGGAAUCAAGCACACGUGUUCUGAACUCUUGUGUGAGCUAGUUUGGAUUAAUAAUUAACCUGCAGCUGCCAGUGUGCCAAUACCUUACGUGACCUAUUUAAAUAGAGUGCUCCUGUAUUUGCAGGGAUUUGAUGGUUGACCGUUAGAAAGGCUAGAUCUAGAGACGAUGUCUUUUAAGUGCUUGGUUAGUGCACGCGAGGUAAUAGUAUUAAUAUAUGUUUAGUUUAUUAAAUGCAUUCAACUAGGUUUUAACCUGUUGUUGCAAAUAUAGGGAACUUGUCUGUAGAUAUUUUGUAAAAUAGUUUGCCACUAGCUGUACAGAAACGUUAUGUAAAUGAUAAGCAUUUGUAAUUAAGUUAUUUUAACAAGGUCAUUUCCAAAGAUAAGAGACUUGUUACCCAUGGUAGUGGUGCUGAAUUACAAGGCAGUUGCUUCUCGUGGGCGCUGCUUUAUAAAAGGGGGGGGUUAGACUUUUCCUUUUCUUUGAGUGACUAG
Messenger RNA from Polyodon spathula (Mississippi paddlefish), 5545 nucleotides. RefSeq names its product attractin-like. The transcript has 29 exons. Gene Ontology annotation, cellular component: Golgi apparatus. The coding region runs from base 254 to 4378 and encodes 1374 amino acids. The record is from RefSeq and is a predicted model, not a curated record. Gene Ontology annotation, molecular function: protein binding. Lineage: Eukaryota; Metazoa; Chordata; Actinopteri; Acipenseriformes; Polyodontidae.